Molecule: messenger RNA, 530 nt
Organism: Sipha flava (yellow sugarcane aphid)
Lineage: Eukaryota; Metazoa; Arthropoda; Insecta; Hemiptera; Aphididae
Product: chromobox protein homolog 5-like
Exons: 3
Coding region: 252-512 (86 amino acids)
Biological process (GO): negative regulation of transcription by RNA polymerase II; chromatin organization
Cellular component (GO): pericentric heterochromatin
Molecular function (GO): chromatin binding
Source: RefSeq, a predicted model, not a curated record
UCUACAGACUACAAUAGUUUUAAUAGUUUUUACGUUUAUAUUGUAAUAUUGCGUGUUUGAAAUCAGUGAACAUAAUAUCUACGUAUAAUCGAUUAUAAUACUGUCUACUGUGGAUGGUCUAUAGAUGAUCAUCGAACACCAUCGUUGUAUUUUCUAUUCCAAAGUUGGCCAUUUUGUUCUGAGCAACUCACUCGCCUGGUUGUCCAGUGGACCGACUUCGCGGCUUAAUAUUCGAUACGAAUUCAUUAUCAAUGGCUUCCAAUUCCCGGAUGAAUAUACCCGCUGUCCUUGAAAGUGAUGAUGUAGUAUCUAGUACUAUACCAGAUGAAGAUAUAUACCCAGUUGAAAAAAUUGUAAAUCAUCGUCGGAUGGAUGGCAAACUUGAGUUCUUAAUAAAAUGGGAAGGUUUCCCUGACGAAUACAACACAUGGGAACUCGAGAGUAAACUUUUCUGCCAUGAUUUGAUCUCAAAAUAUAAAAAAAAAAAUAAAACCGAAAUAGAAAAGGUAUAAAUAAAUUACCUUAAUUAA